Molecule: messenger RNA, 495 nt
Organism: Rotaria sordida
Lineage: Eukaryota; Metazoa; Rotifera; Eurotatoria; Philodinida; Philodinidae
Source: the annotation of a GenBank genome assembly
AUGUCUGAUUUACCACCAGGUUGGGUUAGCAAAAUGUCAAGUCGUACUGGAAAAGAAUAUUAUAUUGAUCCAGUAACAAAAGAAAGUCAAUGGGAACAUCCAAAUUCUAUGAGCAAUAAAUUAUCAAGUGGACGAAAAGCAGCAAAUGGUGGUCAAGUACAAGUACUUCAUAUACUUGUUAAACAUACAGGAUCACGUAAUCCAAAAAAUUAUAAAGGUGAAACAAUCACACGUAGUAAAACUGAAGCUCGCAAUAGACUUGAUGAAAUUAUAAAUGAAUUAAAAAAUGCUAAUGAUCUUGAAUCAACAUUUCGUCGUAUUGCAAAAGAUAAAAGUGAUUGUAGUUCAGGUCAACGUGGAGGUGAUCUUGGCAUGUUUGGUCAUGGUGCAAUGCAAAAAGCAUUUGAAGAAGCUUCAUUUGCAUUAGAUGUCAAUGAAAUGAGCGAUGUAGUCGAUUCAGAUUCGGGUCUACAUGUUAUUUUACGUAUUGCCUAA